Molecule: messenger RNA, 801 nt
Organism: Aquila chrysaetos chrysaetos
Lineage: Eukaryota; Metazoa; Chordata; Aves; Accipitriformes; Accipitridae
Exons: 5
Coding region: 1-624 (207 amino acids)
Biological process (GO): inflammatory response to antigenic stimulus; cytokine-mediated signaling pathway; cellular response to lipopolysaccharide
Molecular function (GO): cytokine activity
Source: RefSeq, a predicted model, not a curated record
AUGUUCUGGGGGCGUUCACUCUGGAGCCUACUGACAACUGGGAGCUUAUUGGCAACCGGGAGACCAGGUGCAUUAGUGGGGGAUCCCCCACCCACAUCACCCGUGUCUCCUACACACUACCCUUUCUCUCGCGCAGGCUUGGCCAUGUCCCACGUGUCCAGACCUGCCUUCAGCGGGGCCAAGGGUCCCGAGGGACACCCGCAGCAGUCCCAGCCCCUUGGGCACCCGCUGGGUGUCGCGGCGGGGCUGAGCAUGGGGACCGGGGACGCGGCGGAGUCUGUCAUCGAUCCUGACAUGGUGGCCUUGUUCGAGGAUUUCCUGGGGAAAGAUGUCUCGGAGGAGGUGACGAUGUCCUCGGCGGGGGCGCAUCCCCUGGCAAAGCCCUACCACUACGUGGUGCGGGACACGGAGCAGAACGGGCUCUGCCUGCACAACGGGCGCCUGGUGGCCACCAGACUGCAGGGUGCCAACGCCGCCCAGGAAGAACCCAUCAGCGUGGUGCCCAACCAAUACCUGGAGCGCCGGCGCUGUCCCCUCAUCGUGGGCAUCCGUGGUGGCACCCAGGCCCUCUCCUGCGGCACCGGCCCCGAGCCCCAGCUGAAGCUGGAGGUGAGUGUUCCUUGAGAUGGUGGCACCUGGAGAUGGCGAUGGACACCCGGGUGGUGUCCCAGCGGUGACCCCCCCUCCCAUGACAGGAGGUGGAGCUGCUGGACCUGUUCUCGCGGGGGGCCGAGGCCACCCCCUACACCUUCUACAAGACCUUUGGUGGCUCCACGCACACCUUCGAGGCUGCCGCCUUCC